CUGGCUCUUCGUGCUAACUUCAGCAUGCUGCGACGAAAACCAACACGCCUGGAGCUAAAGCUGGAUGACAUGGAAGAGUUUGAGAGCAUCCAGAACGACCUGGAGACUUGUAAGAAACAGAAGGAAGAGGUGGAUGUUGUAGGAAGCAGUGAUGGAGAAGGAGCUAUUGGGCUCAGCAGUGACCCUAAGAGCCGGGAACAAAUGAUUAAUGAUCGAAUUGGUUAUAAACCCCAACCUAAGCCCAACAACCGCUCAUCUCAAUUUGGAAGAUUUGAGUUUUAG
This is a messenger RNA of Jaculus jaculus (lesser Egyptian jerboa), 282 nucleotides long. RefSeq names its product anaphase-promoting complex subunit CDC26-like. Lineage: Eukaryota; Metazoa; Chordata; Mammalia; Rodentia; Dipodidae. Bases 25 to 282 code for a protein of 85 amino acids. Gene Ontology annotation, biological process: protein K11-linked ubiquitination; anaphase-promoting complex-dependent catabolic process; regulation of mitotic cell cycle. The transcript has a single exon. Gene Ontology annotation, cellular component: anaphase-promoting complex. The record is from RefSeq and is a predicted model, not a curated record.